This is a messenger RNA of Pomacea canaliculata, 485 nucleotides long. RefSeq names its product sialoadhesin-like. Bases 15 to 398 code for a protein of 127 amino acids. Lineage: Eukaryota; Metazoa; Mollusca; Gastropoda; Architaenioglossa; Ampullariidae. The record is from RefSeq and is a predicted model, not a curated record. The transcript is spliced from 3 exons.
GUGUCGGAUCCACGAUGUCCAAGAAGGCAUGGAUUCUCUCCAUCUUCCAACCGCUGUUGCAGCUGCUGCUUCUGCUCCUCCACUCUGCUUCAACUGCUCCAGCAACACCAUUUGUACAGUCGUCAUCAGGACUCAGCAGCACUUACUUUGGAGUGGCCGUGACCUUGACCUGCAAUGUGACCCAAACUUCUUCGAGUCUUAUGUACAGCUGGAAGUUAAAUAGUUCGACAGUGCAGACAGCAGCGAGCUCUAACACUUACCUGGUGGAUGGCGACGAAGCUGAUUCCGGAUCAUAUGUGUGUGUAGUUGAGGACGGUACGGGGUCUGCCAGCAGCUCGCAUUCUUCUUUACAGUAUCAUCCAUCCCAGCAACACCCGUCAUCACACACAGCCCGGUGACCUACGGUGACACCGUGACGUUGACCUGCAGCACAGCCUCCGUCGGCACCUGACCUACGAGUUCUUCGCCAACAACGUCGGCGUCAG